UUAGCAGAACCAUCAAAGUCUGAUGGAAGUAUGGUUCGCCAUUCCUCAUCUCCAUAUGUAGUAUAUCCACCCGAUAAGCCUUUCCUUAACAGUGAUCUGCGACGCUCCCCAAAUAAGCCUACAUUUGCCUAUCCGGAAAGCAACAGCAGAGCUAUAUUUUCUGCUCUGAAGAAUCUUCAAGAUAAAAUUCGACGUUUAGAACUUGAAAGGAUUCAGGCAGAAGAAAGUGUGAAAACCUUGUCUAAAGAAACAAUUGAAUAUAAGAAAGUAUUGGAUGAACAGAUACAAGAAAGGGAGAAUUCAAAGAAUGAGGAAUCAAAGCACAAUCAAGAACUGACAUCUCAGUUGUUAGCUGCAGAAAAUAAAUGUAAUCUUUUAGAAAAACAAUUGGAAUACAUGCGGAACAUGAUAAAGCAUGCAGAAAUGGAGAGGACAUCUGUAUUAGAGAAACAGGUCUCCCUGGAAAGAGAACGACAACAUGAUCAAACGCAUGUUCAAAACCAACUUGAAAAAUUGGACCUUCUUGAACAGGAGUAUAACAAGCUUACCACAAUGCAGGCCCUUGCAGAAAAAAAAAUGCAAGAGUUGGAAGCAAAACUCCGUCAGGAAGAACAAGAAAGGAAACGAAUGCAAGCUAAGGCAGCCCAGUUGCAGACUGGUCUAGAAGUAAAUAGACUUAUCUAUGAAGAUAAGGCAACUUCAUGUGUUCCCAGUACAAAAAGAAUUAAAAAAAAGAAGUCAAAACCACCAGAAAAGAAGGCUUCUAGGAACUAUUUUGCUGUACAGCCACACUAUCGAUUAUGCUUGGGUGAUAUGCCAUUUGUUGCUGGAAAGUCCACCAGCCCCAGCCAUGCGGUGGUAGCCAAUGUUCAGCAUGUCUUGCAUCUCAUGAAGCAACACAGUAAAGUCUUGUGCAACGAUCGAGUAGUCAGCAGUAUUCCUUUGGCAAAACAAGUGUCUUCACGAAAUGGGAAGAGCAGGAAGCCAGCAACGCCUGCCUCCUCUAGCAGUGUUAAUGAAGAGCUGUCUGAAGUCCUACAGACUUUACAGGAUGAAUUUGGGCAAAUGAGCUUUGAUCACCAGCAGCUUGCAAAACUUAUCCAAGAAUCACCGACUGUUGAACUGAAAGACAACCUAGAGUGUGAACUGGAGGCAUUAGUGGGAAGGAUGGAGGCAAAAGCCAAUCAAAUAACUAAAGUUCGAAAAUAUCAAGCCCAGCUGGAGAAACAAAAGUUGGAGAAGCAGAAGAAGGAAUUAAAAGCCACCAAAAAGACUCUUGAUGAGGAAGGAAACAGCAGCAGCCGUUCUGCAACCACAGGGACCACAAAUAAGAAGGACUUUGCCAAACCGAGACCUGGAGAAAAAAGCAGGAAAAAUCUUCAGUUAUUGAAAGAUAUGCAAUCCAUACAGAAUUCAUUACAAAGCAAUAGUUUGUGUUGGGAUUACUGACUGGUACCAGGUCAUGAAUUUUAUUCACAUAAUCUGUACCUCAUCAAUCAGAUACUGACUUUCCAGGUCUCAUGUUGGAAUUAAUU
Molecule: messenger RNA, 1535 nt
Organism: Budorcas taxicolor (takin)
Lineage: Eukaryota; Metazoa; Chordata; Mammalia; Artiodactyla; Bovidae
Gene: CEP57
Product: centrosomal protein 57
Exons: 10
Coding region: 31-1449 (472 amino acids)
Cellular component (GO): centrosome
Molecular function (GO): microtubule binding; gamma-tubulin binding; identical protein binding
Source: RefSeq, a predicted model, not a curated record